AUGGACAACAUCUGCGAGAUUCUACAAGCCAUUCAUAUUGGUUCAGUGGUUGCAACUUUCCUUUUGAACACUGGACGCAUUAUAAAAGCAGUAGACUUCUUUAACGAAUGUUUGGUGCUCCUUAACGACAAAGCCCUAGAUACAAUCAAAGAACUCACCACACCCCUUGUUAUCCAUGUAUACCAUGAACUCCUUGAUGGUUAUACUCUUAUGUACGAUCACGACCGUGCGAUAGAAUGUGGUAAAAAACUUCACGAGACACUACACAAUAGUGGCCAAAAUGAAGAAGAAGGGAUAGUAUUACUUAAACUAGCGGACAUCUACAAUCAAAGAAGCGAAUACGAGAAAGCAAAACAGUUUUAUGAGAAGACACACAGCAUCAUGAUUGAGACUGGAAACAAUCGCGGAGUUGCAACAUGUUACGGAAACCUAGGAACUGUGUUUCUUUCUCUUGGUCAAUAUAGCAAGGCAGAAGAAUACUUUCAGAAAGCACUAGUGAUUAAACAAGAAAUCGGUGACAAAAAAGGAGAAGCAACAGCUUACGGAAAUCUGGGAACUGUGUUCCAAUCUGUUGGUCAAUAUUCCAAGGCCGAAGAAUACCUUCAGAAAGCACUAGUGAUCAGGAAAGAAAUCGGCCACAAAAAAGGAGAAGCAUCAGAUUACGCAAAUCUAGGAACUGUCUUUUCAUCUGUUGGUCAUUAUACCAAAGCAGAAGAAUACCUUAAAAAAGCACUAGUGAUCAGGAAAGAAAUCGGUGACAAACAAGGAGAAGCAAAAGCUUACGGAAAUCUGGGAAAUGUGCUUUUAUCUGUUGGUCAAUAUUCCAAGGCUGAAGAAUACCUUCAAAAAGCAUUAGUGAUCAGGAAAGAAAUCGGUGACAGAGAAGGAGAAGCAUCAGAUUACGGAAAUCUAGGAAAUGUGUUUUUAGCUGUUGGUCAAUAUUCCACGGCUGAAGAAUACCUUAAAAAACAACUAGUGAUCAUGAAAGAAAUCGGUGACAAAAAAGGAGAAGCAUCUGCAUACGGAGGUCUAGGAACUCUGUUCCAAUCUGUUGGUCAACAUUCCAAGGCUGAAGAAUACCUUCAAAAAGCACUAGUGAUAAGUGAAAAAAUCGGUGACAAAGAAGGAGAAUCACUAGUUUACGGAAAUCUAGGAGGUGUGUUUUUUUCUGUUUGUCAAUAUUCCAAGGCUGAAGAAUACCUUCAAAAAGCACUAGUGAUCAGGAAAGAAAUCGGUGACAAAAAAGGAGAAGCAUCUGCUUACGGAAAUCUAGGAGCUGUGUUCCAUUCUUUUGGUCAAUACACCAAGGCUGAAGAAUACCUUCAAAAAGCAGUGACGAUCAAAGAAGAAAUCGGGGACAAACGUGGUGUUGGAGCUUCAUACUUAAAUCUGGGAAAACUUUGUCGAGAAUUUCAGCUUAAUGCUAAGAGUCAAGAAUUUGUUAAUAAAGCACUUGAGAUAAGUUACGAAAUAGGGGACAUUGAAAUGCAGUUUAAAAGCCACCUUGCCAUUGCUAUGAACGCGUUAGUGACAGGAGGAAGCACAACUGAACUUCUUCGAAAUCUGUAUGAAAGCAUUCAGAAGUGCGAAGACAUGCAUGAUUUUUUAAUGGUGAAAGAUCAGUUCAAAAUUUCUUUUUUCGAUGAGCAUGUGUCCCCUUACCUUCAUCUUUGUAGGUUUUUGAUUGCUACAGGCAGUUGUUAUGAAGCUCUUUAUGUUGCUGAGCUUGGACGGUCCAGAGCACUUGCAGACAUCCUUUCAGAUAAGUACUCUGUGGAAAAAGAGGUAUCAGUCAACCCACAGUCAUGGAUUGGUAUUGAGAAUAUCAUGGACAAAAAUGCACUCAGUUCUUGUCUUUAUGUUUCCUGCCUCGGUGAUAAUAUGUUUUUUUGGAUUCUUAAGCCAAACAAAAGCGUGGUGUUUCGACAAACGAAACUGAAAGAAAGUGCAGAUCAAGUGUUUGGAAAUGAAAAAAUUGGUGGCUCUCGAGAAUUGCGUCAAGAACAAUGCGAAGAUCGAUCAUUCUUCUCUUCAUACGAAAGCUCCUUGGCUAAAUGCCGUGCACCUCAGGAGGGCGGCACUGCAACUUUGCGUUUGGUGGAAGAGGAUAAAGACACUCCAUCCCUAGGUGAUGGUUACAAUAUGAUCGUUACUCCUGUAGCUGAUUUACUCGAGGAACCAGAAAUCAUCAUUAUUCCUGAUCCCUUGUUGUACAGAAUUCCUUUUGCUGCAUUAACGAAUGACAAAGUCAAGGAAGAAACAAAGUACCUAUCAGACACACAUAGGAUUCGAAUUGUCCCUUCCUUGACGACUCUAAAGUCGAUUCAGCUCAGUUCUGCCGACUACCAUAGUGAAACCGGUGCGCUAAUCGUAGGAGACCCAGAAGUUCGUGAUGUAUACUACCAAGGAGAACUCCUAAAAUUAGAAAAAUUGCCUUGGGCAAGAAAGGAAGCACAGAUGAUUGGGCGACUGCUUGGUGUUAAGCCUUUGGUCGGAAAUGAUGCAAGAAAGCAGACAGUCCUAGAAAAAAUGCCGUCAGUAAGUCUCAUUCACCUUGCUGCUCAUGGUGAUGCCGAACGUGGAGAAAUCGCUCUUUCUCCUACAAGCUCGUGCGGUGCUCCUCACGAAGAAGACUACUUAUUGACAAUGGCUGAAAUUUCACAAGUUCGACUGACAGCCAAGCUGGUCGUCCUCAGUUGCUGUCACAGUGCAAGUGGCCAGAUUAGAGCUGAGGGAGUUGUUGGAAUCGCCCGAGGAUUUCUAGCAUCGGGUGCCCGCGCUGUGCUGGCAGCACUGUGGGCUAUAGAUGACGAAGCUACUAUGCAGUUCAUGAAUCGCUUUUACGACCACCUUGUUCAUGGUGAAAGUGCAAGUGAAUCGCUUCACCGGGCCAUGAAGUGGAUGAAAGAGAAUAACUUUUCUGACGUCAGGCUGUGGGCGCCGUUUAUGCUGAUUGGAGACGAUGUGUCAUUUAAAGGUUUGUAUUUGAUACCGUUUUAG
Molecule: messenger RNA, 3000 nt
Organism: Porites lobata
Lineage: Eukaryota; Metazoa; Cnidaria; Anthozoa; Scleractinia; Poritidae
Source: the annotation of a GenBank genome assembly